This is a messenger RNA of Daphnia pulex (common water flea), 922 nucleotides long. RefSeq lists its product as uncharacterized. The coding region runs from base 45 to 719 and encodes 224 amino acids. Lineage: Eukaryota; Metazoa; Arthropoda; Branchiopoda; Diplostraca; Daphniidae. The transcript has 4 exons. The record is from RefSeq and is a predicted model, not a curated record.
GUAGAUGAAAAAUUUUCUCGUGAAAAUCAAGUUACAGCUUGAAAAUGGAACAGAAAGCUUUAGUAUUUCGAGUAUUUCCAUCAGUUUUGGUCGUUUUGCUGGUGGUAGUGAUUGCUCCAACACUCGUAGUCGGUCAUGGGAUGAUGCUGAGUCCACCGCAACGAUCAUCGAUGUUUAGGCUUGGCUUUAAAGUACCUCCUAACUACAACGACAACGGUCUAAAUUGCGGAGGAUUCGGGGUUCAAUAUAAUGACAUUAAUAAAGGGCGAUGCGGGGAAUGCGGAGACGAAUGGAGUUUACCCCGUCCAAGACCCAACGACGAAGGAGGUCAAUACGGCACAGGAAUUAAAGGGAAAACUUAUUACCAAGGAUCAAUUAUUGACAUUACAGUUAACAUAUCGUCGAAUCACAAGGGAUAUUUCGAGUUUCGAUUAUGCCCAAAGAGUUCGGCCAGCGAAUUAGUUACGCAAGAGUGUCUAAACGCCAACUUGCUGAAAAUGACCGAUGACACGACAAGGUUUUACCUUCCAUCUCAAGAGUCGAAACCUUACUUUCCCAGAGUUAAACUGCCUGCUGGGUUGAUUUGCGAAAAUUGUGUGCUACAAUGGCUGUAUAAUACAGGAAAUUCGUGGGGCGUAUGCGCAAAUGGGACUGGUGCACUUGGAUGUGGCAAUCAGGAGACGUUUGUCAACUGCGCUGAUAUAAGCAUAUUACCCUAGAGAAAAUGUCUUCUCAAUUCAGACUGGAUAUCAGGGAGCAUCAUAUUACAUCAUGGAAUUUCAGAUUUUCCUUGACGACGCUUACAGACUGUAUCACCAAGAAACAAUACUAAACAUAGCACCCCUUAAAAUUCAUGUAUUUUUAUCAUGCAUGUGUACCCUAAUUCAUGAAUAUAUUACACGAGAUAUAGACCGCAAAUUUC